Molecule: messenger RNA, 936 nt
Organism: Ostertagia ostertagi
Lineage: Eukaryota; Metazoa; Nematoda; Chromadorea; Rhabditida; Trichostrongylidae
Source: the annotation of a GenBank genome assembly
AUGGUUCGUGUUAUCAUUAAAGGUGGUGUUUGGCGUAACACUGAGGAUGAAAUCCUCAAAGCAGCUAUUAUGAAAUAUGGAAAAAAUCAAUGGAGUCGUAUUGCGUCAUUACUUCACAGAAAGUCAGCAAAACAGUGCAAGGCUCGAUGGUUCGAGUGGCUGGAUCCUGGAAUCAAGAAGACGGAAUGGUCUCGAGAGGAAGACGAAAAGUUGCUUCAUCUUGCUAAGUUGAUGCCGACGCAAUGGAGAACUAUUGCUCCCAUUGUUGGACGAACAGCAGCGCAAUGUCUUGAAAGGUAUGAGCACCUGUUGGACGAGGCCCAGAGAAAGGCAGAAGGAUUGGAUGAUGAAGCAACAGAGGCUAAGAGGUUGAAGCCUGGAGAAAUAGAUCCAACCCCGGAGACGAAACCUGCUCGCCCGGAUCCUAUUGAUAUGGAUGACGAUGAAUUGGAAAUGCUGUCAGAAGCUCGUGCAAGGCUCGCGAACACUCAAGGAAAGAAAGCGAAGCGAAAGAUACCAUUCGAGAAAGCUGUUCCUGCUGGUUUUCAUGAUCCAUCUGAGGACAAAGUGGACACUAGUGACAAACAUCAAAGAGCAAUAGCUGAUCACGAAAAACCACGUCGCAUGGAAGUUGAGAACGAACUUCGCAAACAAGACAGAGAAAAACUGAAGAGGAAGAAACCCGAGGAUGAACCUGAGUCAGUUUUCAAGACCAAAGAGAAGAAGAGGAGCAAAUUGAUCUUGCCGGCUCCUCAAAUUAGUGAUCGCGAAAUGGAACAGAUUAUUAAGAUUGGCCACGCCAGUGAUAGCGUUCGUUUGUAUGCUGAUGGAGGUGCGACGAGCUCACUUCUCACUGAUUACGCGGCAUCUGCUCGUGCGAAUGCUGUUGCUGCCCGUACUGCUCGUACACCCUUGGCUAGAGAUAAUGUGCAGAUG